Penicillium maclennaniae is the source of this 837-nucleotide messenger RNA. RefSeq names its product putative Golgi traffic protein SFT2. Gene Ontology annotation, cellular component: membrane. Gene Ontology annotation, biological process: vesicle-mediated transport. Bases 1 to 837 code for a protein of 278 amino acids. The record is from RefSeq and is a predicted model, not a curated record. Lineage: Eukaryota; Fungi; Ascomycota; Eurotiomycetes; Eurotiales; Aspergillaceae. The transcript is spliced from 4 exons.
AUGGCCAAUAACUCCUUCCGGGAUUCGGUCAACUCGUUGGGCUGGUCGCGCAGAGACCCGGAUCUUCCCGUGCGCACCAAUGCCUCCCAGGACACUUCGGUCUUUUCGCGACUGCAGUCGUUGAAUCCAUUCGGUCAAGGUGGUUAUGUCCAGCUCCCUACCCAUAACGAAGGGCCCGGUGCUCCACUACCGGCACCAAAUAGACAACAAGAAGAAGAGGGUUUCUUUGCCUUAAGUCGAUGGGAUCGGAUGCUCAUUUUCGCUGCCUGUAAUCUGGGCGCCGCCGUCUGCUUCCUGAUCUGCUUCUUCCUAUUUCCCGUUUUAACGCUCAAGCCUCGAAAAUUCGCGGUUCUUCAUAUCUCACACUGGCAUGAUCCUGGUCAUGAGCGGGCGUUUUGCUCAGGCAUGUGCGAGUUCGCAAUCGACUCACUUGCAUCUCAUUCGCCAGCACCGCAACUAUGUCCUGCGCCUCAUGCCAAGAACUUCGCAAAACAAGAUCUCCAGGAUAUUUCCAUGCUAAUACUUCUACCUAGCUGGUCCGUCGGAUCCGUUCUGUUCCUAAUAUCAUGGGCGGUUCUCAUGGGACCGUGGUCGUACGCUAAGCAUCUGAUCUCGGGAUCACGGCUCCCCUUCACGGCCGCCUAUUUCGGCUCGAUCGGGCUGACACUCUACUUCGCCAUCGGGCGCCAAAACCUCUUCCUCACCCUCAUCUCCUCCAUCUGCCAACUCGUCGCUCUGGUGUGGUACCUCGUUAGCUACUUCCCAAUGGGCAGCACCGGCUUGCAAUACGUGGGCCGCUUUGGAGUGAACCGUGUUUCUGCUUGGGUUUCCGGUUGA